AUGAUCAUCAUCACCGGCGGGGCCAGCUUCGUCGGUUCGAACAUUGUGAAAGAGUUGAACAACCGUGGCAUCACCAACAUCAUCGUUGUCGAUGACAUGACUGAUGGAUCCAAGUUCCGUAAUCUGGUCGACUGCAAAAUCGCUGAUUACAUCGACGACGCUACCUUCCGCGAGAAUAUUCGAACCAGGUCGAUUCACCACCGUCCCCGUGCCAUUUUCCACUAUGCUACUAACACUUCCCCUGCCGAGACCGAUGGCAAGAGGGUCCUCGAUGCUUACUUCACCUACUCCAAAGAACUCCUCACCUGGUGCAAGGAAAAAGGCGUGCGCUUCAUCUAUGGCUCUUCGGCUGCUGUCUAUGGAGAUGGUCCUGUCUUCAGCGAAAGUGAAGCCCAGGAAGCCCCACUGAACGUUUAUGGAUACUCGAAGAUGCUGUUCGACCAGUAUGUUAUCAGAAACACCGACGUUCGCUCUCCCCAGGUUGCCGGACUGCGUCUCUUCAACGUCUACGGACCGGGUGAACAAUACAAGACAGCUUCGCCUAGCACUGUUUACCAGUUCUACCAGAGUCUCAAGGCCUUCAAGGCCAUUGAGCUCUUCGGUGAAAUCGCUGGAGUCGCAGCCGGACAACAGAAACGUGACUUCGUCCACGUCGAAGAUGUCGCUCGCCUUAACUGUUGGUUCCUCGAGCAUCCAGAGAUCCAGGGUAUCUACAAUGUCGGUACCGGUGUUGCCAGCAGCUUCCAUGAUGUUGCCACCAUCGUCGCAAAGCAUUUCGGCAAGUCCGAAGGCCACAUCAAGAACAUUCCCCUCCCUGUCCAUCUAAGGAUAAGAUACCAGAGCUACACCUGCGCUGACAUCUCUAAGCUUCGUCGUUCUGGCUCUGUACUGCGUUUCCGGGGCAUCAAGGAAGGCAUCGAGGAUUACCUCAACUGGCUUGACGAAAACGAUCAGCCUGGCCGGCCCGCCCAGUCUGACCAAUGA
Molecule: messenger RNA, 984 nt
Organism: Penicillium bovifimosum
Lineage: Eukaryota; Fungi; Ascomycota; Eurotiomycetes; Eurotiales; Aspergillaceae
Product: ADP-glyceromanno-heptose 6-epimerase
Exons: 1
Coding region: 1-984 (327 amino acids)
Biological process (GO): carbohydrate metabolic process
Molecular function (GO): ADP-glyceromanno-heptose 6-epimerase activity; NADP binding
Source: RefSeq, a predicted model, not a curated record